GUGUGUUGCCUUUCAUCUUCUUCAAAGAAUUAACAUCCAUCACCGUCUGCUCUUUCUUUAUUAUUUUCUUCCUUAAUACUUAUAUCUUUCUUCUGCUUCUGUGACAAAGACAAAACUGCUAUCCUCCAAAGAUCCACCUCUUUCUCUAAUCUGACCGGCGUUUUAGUCCCAAAAAUUGCUUCUAUGCCACCCAGUCGCCACCAGUUUCCCCACCGGAACCUCAAAAGAAUUUGUUUUCCAUCCAAUUAUCCUCAUGUGCAGAUCAAAAAGGAGCACAAGCAUAAUCCAAUCUCUAUCCCCAAAAUCACACCAUUCUUCUUUUGCAAACCCAUCAUCGUCUACGUCAUUAUCAUCAUCUUCUACCAAUUAUCCAGGUAAUAAUUACCCAUCAUCAUCAUCUUGCUCCUCAAGCUACACUAAUAACCAUUACAAGAACACUUCAAAGUCAUCAUCUUUCUCCAACAAACCAUCUCUCAAAAGCCUUAAAGCUUCUUUACCAGAGAAUCCAAACAUUUACAACUUCAGUGAAAUUUCCAAAGCCACAAACAACUUCCUCUCAAAACCCUUUUCUUCUUCUUCCUCUGCCACCUCUUGGCGCUGCCAUAUUCGCAAUAAAGAGGUGGUUCUUGUCCAGAGAAAGCUCCGCCGCGACCCCAUAGAAUUGCCUGAGCUGCAGCAGAGGUUAUCCACCAUCUGUAGAACUCAUCACAGUAGCUUGAUUAAGCUUUUGGGUGCUUCCACUUCAGGGAGUUAUGUAUAUCUUGUAUAUGAGUAUAUUCAUGGUGCUAACUUAUCUACUUGUCUGCGAAAUCCACAAAAUCCCAAUUACACAGUUUUGUCAAAUUGGGUAUCAAGAAUGCAAAUUGCAACAGAUAUAGCUCACGGGCUUGAUUAUAUACACCACUGUACAGAUCAAGAUUCAGUCUUUGUUCAUAACCAUAUAAAAAGUUCGAGUGUUAUAGUAUCUGAAGAUUCAUUAAAUGCAAAGAUUUGUCAUUUUGGGACGGCUGAGCUGUGUGGAGAAAUGGAGAAAUUGGAGGCGAAAAGUUUAACUAGGAGUAGUAGUAAAGGUAUGAAAAUUGAAGGGACAAGAGGGUACAUGGCGCCAGAGUUUCAAGCAAGUGGAGUUGUGACACAGAAAUCUGAUGUGUAUGCUUUCGGGGUGGUGGUUUUGGAGUUGGUUUCAGGAGAGGAGGCAUUGAGGUAUGUGUUUGAUGAAGGGAGUGGAGGGUUUAGGAGGGUUAGUGUGAUUGAAGGGGCGAAAAACGCGGUGGCUAGUGGUGGGAGUGGGGUGAGGAGUUGGGUAGAUAGGAGGUUGAGGGAUUCAUAUCCGGUGGAGGUGGCUGAGAAGAUGGUGUUAGUAGGGUUGGAAUGUGUGGAGGAACAACCGGAGAAGCGGCCGGAUAUGGAGCAGGUUGCUACUAGGGUGUCUAAGUUGUAUUUGGAAUCCAAGAAUUGGGCUGAGAAAAUUGGUGUGCCAAUUGAUUUUUCUGUAUCUAUGGCUCCUAGAUGAUAACAUGAUAAUGGCUGAUCAAUGGAUGAUUUUGUCGAUGGCUUCUAUUGCAUUUGGACUUAUCACUUGAAUUCUUUUUCUUUAUUAUUUUUUUUGAACUGCCAAAAUGGGGAGAGGGAGGACCAUAUGGGUUUUGCAGUGUUGUGGAAUGUGCCACUGCUACAUCUAAAGCUUAAGAUGGAGAACAAAUUGGUCAUCGCAAUACCAAUGUCGGAUCAAGAUCAAAUAGAGGAAACUCAAUCAAAGCGUAACCUAAGCGACUUUAUAGUAGGUAUAAAUGUUUCAAGAAUCAUCACAAGUCCUUAAGCUAUACGAUUUUAUAGACAUUCUUUUAUACAAAUGUAGAAAAUUUUGUUGAUUAUUGUAUAUGUUUUUAGUUGGUGUAUUUUGCUCUGUAGUUAGAUAUUAGCUGAUUGAGCUAGCAAAACAGAGGUUUAGAAGGGGCCAAGUAUAGAGCUAGAUGCCUACUUCUGAUAACUAGCUUGUCUCUGGCAAUUGUAAAGACUCUGCAACAUUGAGAAUUGAGUAGAGAGGAACAAUUGAAAAAAGAAGUUUAUUCAAGUUAGUCACACCUAGUUUGCUUGGCCAAGAAAAUAUAAACUUCUUCUGAUGAUUA
Messenger RNA from Ricinus communis (castor bean), 2129 nucleotides. RefSeq names its product lysM domain receptor-like kinase 3. Gene Ontology annotation, molecular function: protein kinase activity; ATP binding. The transcript has a single exon. Lineage: Eukaryota; Viridiplantae; Streptophyta; Magnoliopsida; Malpighiales; Euphorbiaceae. The record is from RefSeq and is a predicted model, not a curated record. Gene Ontology annotation, biological process: protein phosphorylation. Bases 254 to 1513 code for a protein of 419 amino acids.